AUGCUAAGAAAAAAGAGACAACUGAGAACCGCGCGCGCGAGAGAGAGAGAGAGAGAGAGAGAGAGAGAGAGCUACACCACACUUGAUAUGACACAUGACCAUCAUUCAUCUCAACACAUAAUGAGUGGAAGUAGCUCCCCAGACUACAAGGCGCUUUUCCUCAGAGAGGCCUCACUGAGACGGCAGGCAGAGGAACGAGAAAGGCAAGAGAGGGCACACACCCGACCGACAACGUUUCCAGAGCUCAUCCAACAUUGCCAUGAUCUUCUUUGGACGCCGAUCCAAGCCCAAACACCAUCGCGCUCCACGACUGGCAAAAUCCCUGCUCCUAUCGGCAAACACUGUCCCGUACAACUACUUCCGUGGAAUGAAUGUGAGACCAGACAGCGAGAGAUCUACAGAUCUGUCUGCCGCUACCUGCAACCAGCAGGAGUAGAUGCACCGCAAUUAUUCACGUCACUUAAUGCCUUAGAAGAAUAUGGUCGACGCGUCGCACUUCGACCGAUUAGCAGCGAACUAGACCUCCAGAAAUACGAGAGAUUCGCCGUCGAAGACUAUGUGUACUACAUAUUUGCCGAGUUGUGCAAAAUUUCCGAGGCUCGCGAGGAGUUUCGGUUAGGCAACGGAGUGUGGUUCGAUAAUCACACCAACGCUCUGGAUCAAGAUGACGAAGCCGAUGCUAGCCUGCCCUCAAACAUCAAGCCUCCGAAGCCGGAUCAAUCUUGCAUUCAUCGAAUAGAUGGCAAUAGGAGUACUUUGCUCACCACAAUUGAAUGUAAACCCCCCCACAAGCUCACCGUGGCCAGCCUGCAGAAGGGACUCCGACCUAUGGACUUUUGGCGAGAAGUUGUACUACCUGAUCGCGUUCCGACGGAAGAGCCCGAGAAAUCAAGAUAUCAUGCCGAGCGGCUCGUCGGAUCAGCCAUCGUACAAGAAUUUCAUGUGAUGAUCCAAGAAGGUCUAGAGUAUUCAUAUUUGACGAAUGGCUUGAUGGAUGUGCAACUCUGGGUGCCCUACGACGACCCAUCCACCCUUUAUUACCACCUGGGCGAUCCCGGCCUAUACAAGAUGGCGGGUAUGGCAGAGCCCGAAAUACCGAGGACUAGAAUCGAGAGGGCCCUAUGCCUCUACAGGCUACCAAAAUGGCAUUCGAUUUUUGAUAGCGAUCGCGCUCAGACCGUAGUAAUGGACUUACCACGGGAUCUGGGAGGGGGUGAUGCCAACCCUGAAUCCACGAGUCCUGAGCAGUCAAAAUCCGAGUACCUCACAUCCUCAUCUCCCACUACCAGCGGCCCUCGAAUGACCAUCCGAGCGGCCGAUAGUUGCGCGCCACUAUCCAAUGCCCAUCAGCACGAGAGCUCUUCAGAUUCCGAGGCUGACCCUACCGCAUCGGCAGGACGGAAGCGGGGGUACAGUCAGAUCAAAUCCUCUCCUCCAACCCAACGGUCCGCCCCGCCAGCAGAUCGCCAAGGAAACCAGAAGGGGCAUUCUCGCUCCCACGAUGCGCCAUAUUGCACACAAAAGUGUCUUCUCGGGCUAGCGCAAGGUGGAACUCUUGACCCUGGCUGCCCCAACACGAAGUUGCAUAUGCUGGGUGGAAAAUCAGACUGCCAUUUGGUCAGUAUACCUGACUUGGUCAAAGGGCUCAAGGUGCAGCUCGAUCUGGACCUGGAUCAUAACUGCACUCCGAUCGGCCCUUGUGGGUCCUCCGGCGCACCAUUCAAGAUUACGUGUGCCACCUUCGGAUACACAGUCAUCGGGAAGGGAACGACUUCGAAACUCUGGGGUGAGGUUUCGCCCGAAGCUGACAUCUAUCGGGUCCUCCAGCGUGUUCAAGGAUCGGCUAUUCCCGUCUUUCUCGGCGCGAUCAAUUUUGCCCAGACUUACUUCCUCCACGGCGCAGGAAGGAUCCGCCAUAUGCUUCUCAUGGGCUGGGCUGGGGAGAGUGUGGGCCAUAGUACUUUGAACAAGACCAUUCAGGACGCGAUUUCUCGGUCCGUGAAGGAGAUUCGUCGUUGCGGCGUUGUCCAUCAGGAUCUUCGCCCGGAAAACAUCAUGUGGAAUACUGAGCUCGAGCGAGCCCUUAUCAUUGACUUCCAUUUGUGCACUUUAGACCGUCGACCGCGGCCAAAACGGCCAGGUGCUCUUGAACGAUCACGGUGUUGUCCUAAAGAACGUCACUCCAAGAGGGGGCGGUUGGCAUGA
Messenger RNA from Penicillium olsonii, 2205 nucleotides. NCBI's taxonomy places the organism in Eukaryota, Fungi, Ascomycota, Eurotiomycetes, Eurotiales, Aspergillaceae. The record is from the annotation of a GenBank genome assembly.